Molecule: messenger RNA, 1029 nt
Organism: Aspergillus tubingensis
Lineage: Eukaryota; Fungi; Ascomycota; Eurotiomycetes; Eurotiales; Aspergillaceae
Product: phytanoyl-CoA dioxygenase
Exons: 6
Coding region: 1-1029 (342 amino acids)
Source: RefSeq, a predicted model, not a curated record
AUGCCUACUUCCACCGAGUCCAUCGUCAGCACGCAAACCAAGAUCCGCCCAGCCGUCCAGCUCGCGGCCGUUGACGGGAAUGCCGAAAAUCAUCCCGAUUGGCUAGUCGAGCUGCACACCAAGGGUUGGACGGUCGUGCGCGGCGCCAUACCCAGAGACCGAGCACUGGCCUAUGCUGACAAGGGCUACGAAUGGCUUGAAAGCUGGAACCUGGGGUUCGACCGCAAGGACCCGUCCACCCGCAGAGCAGCGAACCUUCCCUGGCACAUUCGCGGAGGGCUCUACAACAGGUACGGCAUCGGCCACGAGCAGUUUGUGUGGGACUUGAAGUCGGAGCCCGGGCUUGUAGAGAAGUGGGAGCAGAUAUGGAGCACUCGCGAGCUCCUAGUGUCAUUUGACGGGGUGAAUCUCUCCCUACCUGAAAAGGAGCGUUCGAAGACGGACCCUGUUUUCGCGCCGUGGGCGCAUGUCGACCAGUCCCCCUUUAACAACAAGUUUGACACUGUCCAGGGAAUUCUGAAUCUGUUACCCAAUGGGCCCGAGGAUGGCGGGCUUAUGGUUUUUGAAGGGUCAAGCGCUUACUACACUGAGUUAUGGCAGUAUUUUGAUCACAAAAAGGGUGAAAAGGGGUGGAGCAACUGGGCCUUCCAGAAUGUGGACGAGGAGAUGUGCCAGUGGCUUGAGGGCAAGGGGUGCAAAUGGACUAAGGUGUGCGCAGAGCCGGGAGAUCUGCUGCUCUGGGACUCGCGCACGAUCCAUUAUGGCGCCGCGCCUUCUUCGGUUAAUGACCGAUUUGCUGCCUAUGUCUGCUACAAGCCGGCAGCGGCUGUCUCAGAGGAGGCAAGAAAGGUCCGCCUGCAGGCCUUUGAAGCGAAGCAGAACACAACGCAUGAUCCGGCCGAUUUUCGAGUGAAGGAGCGCCUGCCGCCGGCAGACCAUCCGUCCUACGAGGCGGCCAUCAAAAGGCCAUUACAGAGUCCGGUUCUUUCGAAGCGAGCGAGGGAACUGAUUGGGCUGGAUCGAUACUGA